Messenger RNA from Parnassius apollo (apollo), 1137 nucleotides. The record is from the annotation of a GenBank genome assembly. NCBI's taxonomy places the organism in Eukaryota, Metazoa, Arthropoda, Insecta, Lepidoptera, Papilionidae.
AUGGCUUACGGUAGAAAGUUAUUACAAAUAUCGAGGAAUUGUGCUCGAUGGGCACCCGUUCAAAAGGCACCAACCACUAUAUCGCCGAAAUUUUUAUCUGAAUUCCAAAGUUUCUAUCCCAAACUCAUCGACACAACGAUUGCUCGUAACAAAUAUCUUAACGAAUCAAUUGUGAAGGACCGAAUUAAAAAGAUUUCAGAAUACCAUCCCUUAAAUAAAAUACCAGUACAAGGAGAGUUCCUGCUAUAUAUUUACGAGUUAAUGGAAAAACCAGAGAAUAUAAACGAGAAAAUGUUGCAUCAAGCUUACUCAGUAGCUUGUUUGAUAGAAACGAUUCAAGCAUACUUCAUAAUUCAGGAUGACGUUUUGGAUAGAGCAAAGAUGCGAUGCAAUUUACCGUGUUGGCAUUUACUUCCUGACGUAAACCCUAUAUGCAUAACCGACCUUAAUUUACUUCGACACUUUGCGAAUGAAAUUUUAAGGCAAAAUGUAGAUGAAUCCAUUUACAACAAAUUGUAUGACGUUUGCAAUGAGAUGUAUUUGCAAUUAGAAAUAUCACAACAAAGGGAUUAUGAAAUUCAAAGGUCAAGAGACUACUCAAAGUUCACAAUGGAUGACUAUAACCUUACACAAACUUUCAAGGCGUCGUACUACUGUAUUACUUCAGUGGUACAUAUGGCCCUGGUAUUAAGUAACAAAGCUACUCAGGAGUCGUUCCAGCUCGCAGAAGAUUUAUGUACUGAUAUGGGAGUAGUCUUUCAGCUUAAUAACGAUUAUUCCGAUUAUGUUGACACUGAUGGAUCAAUAUCGGGUAAAUCGAGUACUGACAUCCCCCUUGGAAAAUGUUCGUUUUUUGCAAUUGCAGCGCUUAAGCAUGGUAACACAGAACAACGCAAAAUAUUUGAAGAAAACUACGGAAGCUGGGACCCAGAAUGUAUCAAGCGCAUUCGAAAAUUAUACAACGAACUUAAUUUAACAAAACUUUACAAAGAAGAAAUGCAGUCUCGAUAUAACACGUAUUUGCAGAAGGUUAAUGCACUUCCUGAAGACGCUACGCCAUCUCCCGACGUCUUUCUUAAAAUUUUAGAUUUUUAUCGAAGUUACGCCGAUGAUACAUCACGAUAUUAUUAUAUUUAA